CUGUGACAUCCUUUGAAUCUCGAGACCUCUGAAAGCUGUUGCAUUGUUCAUUCAUUCAUCUCUUUCAUAUAUACUUGUACAAAAGGAGAAACUUUACUAAGUAGUGAUUCAGUGAUAGUCGCUGAUCAUCGAAAAAUCGUUGAUAGAUUGCUACCGACGACGACAAUCAAUUGCUGAAAUCUUACAUCGAUAAUUGGUUAACAUUUAUUGUGCCGGAUUUAAUCUUUAUUUUUUUAAUUUCUGGAACAGGCGAUAAAUCUAAAUUGAAAUGGUGUGCAAUGACCUCUGCCACCAAGAUUUAUCUGUAUUUCGGUGCAACACAUUCUGUUGCCUGGAAGUAUUUUGGAUACAAGAAGAAAAACAAAGGAACGCCCAGCAAACAUAACUUAAAUAUGGAAACCGCAGGAGUCGGCAGUUUAUUUGUAAAGGUCUACAAUGUAAACAAUAACCAAUGGUUUCACAAGCAUAGCAAAGCUCAGUGGUUGUUGUUUUUACAGUUAAAACUGCCGACUCCUGUGAUCAAGCUUGCUUGUUUUUAGUUCGAAUGAAUUCUAUUGAAUAUACACGUACAAUUUCUAUUUCAAAAUCGAGUGUUUGAAGUUUAUCAUGAUUUUUAAAAAAAAGUAUAUAUUUAUCUAUAUUUUCUUUGGCAUAGGAAAUAUAACUAACUCAGGGUUCCAUCUUGAAAUACAUCAUGGCCACGAAACUGAUAAAGCAGACAAAAACAAGUCAAAACACUGAUGGUUCACUUCAGAAAAAAUUAAUUUAAAAAUCAAAGGUGUUGAAAAUAAAACUGAUGCCUUGUUUUUUGUUAUUUUUAAGUUGCUAAACCACUGCAGUGAGCAACACCAGUGCUUGAUUUGUUUACUUGAAAGAAUUACAAUGUAACUAAAUUGAAUUCUUUGUAUAAUCUCAAUGAUGUUCGAUUAUGAAUCGAAAAGAUACCUCUGAUUCGAUUCGAUAAUAGAUUGUAAAUUUCUUCCAAUUCUAAAACAAAUACUAAAUUACAUUAUUGGCGACAUAAAAAAUACCUCAUAAACAUGAAGUAAAUCAAUGAUAGAUUGUACAUUCAAAAACAUGAAGGAAAAAGAGAUGAGAAAAGGAAAUAUAUAUACUAGUAUACAAUGGAAAUAAUAAGUUUGGAUUGUGAUGAACACUUAACAGUAGAAAAGGGACCAUACUAGGGCAGCCUUUUACGUGGUUUGAUGUUUGCAUAGCCUAUUGCAGAGUGUACAGGAGGUGAUUUCUGCAGCGAUUGUUAGGGUAUUCAAGAAUUGUUCACAAAUGUCUGACCUGGUGAGUUUUGAAAGGUUGAAAAUUUGUUUUAUGAUUUUGAGUUGAAGUGUGUGAAGAUGACUUAAAUCUUCUCUAUUCGUGUAAUUCCAAAGUUCACAGCCAUAGAGAAUGGACAGCAUGACAACUGUUGUGUAUGGAUGAUACAUUGUCAUAGGGUUUACUCAGGAUAUAUCCAUGUUGGAUAGGGCGUAAAACGAUUUCCACCCCUUUAACAAGCGUUAGAGAGUCUCGAGUUUGAUUUGGUAUUACUGUUAAUAAGAAUUCCAAGAUGGUCGUUAACUUGUCCAUAUUGUAAUUUGGAGUUCUCCGAGAAUAUGUCUUUGUUUGCUGGUUGUCUUUGAUAUUUUGCAUGGAACAAUGAUAUACUGGAUUUAGAAGUGUUGCAUUCAGAGCACCAUUUGCAAGCAGGUUCAUCAACUGGAGAGCGGAAGGGGAGAGAGAGAGCGAUGCAAGCAAUGUUAUCUGCAAGAGUUGGAGAAUGGUAAUUGUUGUCGAUCACCAUAGGGUAAUUAGUGUUGAGGAGUUGAAGUUUGUCUGACAGAUUGCUGAUUAAAACAAGAUACAAAAAGGUUGAUAAAACAUCACCUUGCUGGAUGCCUUGUUGAACAGGAAACCAUCGUGAUUUAGUCUGAUUGACAAUCACAGCUUUCAAUAUUAUAGUGACAAUCGUCAAUAACCUUCCAAAUUUUGCCUCUAAUACCUAAAUUGUGCCACUUCAAGAAGUAAGCUAAGUUCUGCAGCUUCGUCUAUCUCCUGGUAGACCGACAGGGGGACAUUGUCAUGGGUUUUUUUUGUGGGUAUUGUUGAAUGUUCGUUUGGCUCUUCUGUAUUCUUGAUAAGUUGUACUUCAUUCCACUACGUCUACAUUCCCUUUUCCAGCGACGACUCAUCCCUUGUUCUGCUGCAUAAAUUAUCUUUUACUGCUUUGGUCCAGCCAGGUUUUGUGAGCGCAUCGAGUUUAGGAAAGAGAAUACACUGUGACACAUUGGAUGAUAAAAUGUCCAUCAGUCUUAUUAGAGGAUUCAAUGUCUCCUAAUAAAAUGUCCAUCAGAGUCUUAUUAGAGGAUUCAAUGUCUCCUAAUAAAAUGUCCAUCAGAGUCUUAUUAGAAGAUUCAAUGUCUCCUAAUAAGAUGUCCAUCAGUCUUAUUAGAGGAUUCAAUGUCUCCUAAUAAAAUGUCCAUCAGAGUCUUAUUAGAGGAUUCAAUGUCUCCUAAUAAAAUGUCCAUCAAGUCUUAUUAGAGGAUUCAAUGUCUCCUAAUAAAAUGUCCAUCAGAGUCUUAUUAGAGGAUUCAAUGUCUCCUAAUAAAAUGUCCAUCAGUCUUAUUAGAGGAUUGAAUGUCUCCUAAUAAAAUGUCCAUCAGUCUUAUUAGAGGAUUGAAUGUCUCCUAAUAAAAUGUCCAUCAGUCUUAUUAGAGGAUUCAAUGUCUCCUAAUGUUUUAAUGUUAAUGUUUGUUUACUUUUGUAUGUCAGUGUUAGUACAGGAACUGUGUGUGUAAACAGGACGUAGUCUAACAUAGUUUGCUUGGGUAGAAAAGAAAACAAUUCAACAUGAACAGCAGAGUCUAUAGGGAGGUUAAAAAUGGCACUGUUGUACAAAAUUACACAAGAAAACAGAUUUGACCUUGUAUGUAGUUCACGAAACAGACUAGCACUGAAAUCACCAGCAAAAAUGACAUUACUAUACUAGAGUGGUAGUCACAUAAACUAUACAUAAUUAUAUCAAUAACAGAUUUGUUGUAAGAAAUAUCAGUAUGGUAUGGCAAGUAGAGCCUGAAAAUAAAAACAGGUGUUUAUGUUCUAUGUAAUUCAAUACAUCCAGUUUGGAUAACAUCAAUUUGUUUAAUCGAGAAUCGUAGCCUCUCUUUGAGAAGAAGUGCUACUCCAGCUUUAACACGUGUUGGAUGUACACAUUGUUCAUUACUUACAGGACUGGGUUCACGUUCUUUGAAUUUUUCUUUCAUUUUUAAUGUUAAACAUUAAAAACAUAACUCAUUUAAUGUUGACAGCCAAACUUUUGACCAUCUGAAUGCAAGGAUAAAAACAAUAUUUUAGCCUUAACUCUUUGUUGUGUAAACAUGCACUCAUCUUCUUAUGUUUACAAACAAACCAGUGAAAUGUUUAAUAUUUAUAAUUCAAAGCAUCUUAAUUUUGCACAGCCACACAUUGAACUUUUAGACGACCUAAAGAAUACUUGAAAUGUGAUAUAGUAAAUUUAAAUCGAUAUUCAUUUCUUUUGAAAACUUCAUCAACAAUAAUAUACCGCUCUGUUAACAAAACAAAUAAUAAACUCUCUAAAAUCAGCUUCUGUGAUAAUGUAUAACUUUUAAGUUUUUGGUGAAAACUUUUAAACACAUUAGACAGCAGAUUUUGAUUAACAUUGAAAAACAACAUUUGGGGGAAAAUUGUGAAUCAGUCCCUUUUAAGUCACAAUGAAUUUUUACAACUCUAAAACAAAUCAAGACAAAAAUUAUUUACCUGUCAAAAAUUAAUUUUUGAUCAGUAUUGACAUCCACUAGGAACAUCAUUCAUGUCCACUGUUUGUUUAAGAUGCUGGACACCAGAUAUUUAGUCUGUAUGCUCAUUAUCACAUUACAAGGAUCAUUCCAAUUAUCACUUCAUUUCUUUUUAAUACUACAAGCUUAGCCAUAAAUGAUUUGGGUACAGUCUAAAUAUUCUUUCAAAGAAAAAGAAAAGAAAAUAGAAAUAAAAUAAACUGUACAUGCAAAAAGAGUGUUAAAAAAUGCACGCAAUGUUGCUGUUUACACUGAACUGGGUCGCCUUCUGUUGAAAUAUUAAUUUUAAGAAUGUGCGAUAUUGUUAGAAAUUGGUACAAGCUUUUAAAUACUGAUAAUGGUAUACUUCACCCAUACUAUGAAUCUUUAUUUGAUAGAGGUCAUGAUAUGAAUGUUGAUAUGAAUUAUUGUAAUGAGGUUUAACAUGUAAGAAAACUCCUUAUAAAUCUUGGUUUUCACGAUGUAUGGAUAAAACAAAGUUUAAAUGAAAAUGACUUCUAUAUAAUUAAACAACGAAUAAUUGAUCAUGGCCAGCAAUAUGUUGUGGAAGAAACUUCACUCUCCUCAAAAUGUUUUUUUUUUUAUAUAAACAUUUGAUGCAUAAAUUUUAGUCUACAAUAUUAUCUAAGAAAACCUAUUCUUUUGCAUUUUACGAAUUUGAUCUCAUUGCUUAGCAAUAGAAGCAGGGAGAUUUAGUAAUGUUCAGAAACCUGAUAGAAAAUGUUUACUUUGUAAGAAUUUAAUAGAGGACAAAUUCCAUUUCACUUUACAAUGUCCUUUGUACACAAGUUUAAGGGAAAAAUUCAUCAAGCCACACUAUUGGGGAAAAAAAUGUUUAAGUUAAUUCAGUUGUUUACUGUUAAUAACUUGAAAGACGUGUAACCUUGGAAAAUAUAUACACUAGUAUUGAAAGUCGAAAAAACAAAAUGUGUAAUUGUUUUCUCCAUCAUAUGCAUACUUUCUUAUCUGAUAUGAACUGUGUUAUUAAUGAAUGAUGUAAACUGAUGAACUGUGUAACUUAAAGUUAACAAAAAAUUAAAAAAUGAAAUUAAUACAAAAAAUAAAAUAAAAAUGAAUCACAUGACAGAGUUCAGGUGUUACACCCAAGCUGAAAAGUGACAGACUGAAAUUCAGGUAUUGAUAAAAAUUAAUGACCCUAAUUAUCUAAGUGUGCAAUGUGCCAAACAGUUCCCACUCUGAGAGCACUAACACAAGCUAUGUGAUCAAGUCAUCCACAACAGUCCAACACUCCUCACAGUAAUUAUAAAGUUUGAAAUCACUACACACUAUCCAAUCACAACUAACAGUGGGAAACAUGUGAUUACCAAGAACCAAUCAGAAAAGAGGAUUCAUAGUUAUGGAUAACUUAUCCAGAAAUUAAUCCAAUCACAGAAAAAUCACCACCCCACUCUCCCUAUAAAUAUCAAAGGUAACAGUGAAAGAAAUUAUUCCAAAUAGUUUGAUUAUCAAGCCAGUUAGUACGAGAGAGAAUUGAAAGACUUCCCACAAUGGAGAUUAGUGCCCAGCUCGUUAACCCUGUAACAGCAGUGGAUCAGAAGCCCAUCUCUCCAUCCCUGCUCCAUCUUCCCUCCACCAAACUCCCCACUCUUCAGAUCGACGACUUCCUAGAGCUCGGGCUUGAUGACAGUUUUUCCGAUAUUCUGCCUCAUGUUGAAGAUGACUUGGACAGUCUAACGGAUAUCUUCAAUCCAUUACGCAACGGACCCAUGGAUAUUUUGAUUGACACCACACAAUCAUCAGUAUCAUCAAAAGCGUCCACAGUGAUCGCCCCUGACGCGAACUCUUCUUUGUCCAGUUCAUCAGAUGAAAUGUUUGCUUCUGAUUCUAGUAAUGCGUCCAAUUCCACUGAGUCUAAGGAUAUUUUAUCUCGUGCUUUAAAGUUCAGUGACCUAAGCUAUCUGGAUGCUUCCAGUGAGAAAAUACAACCUUCAGCUUCUAGAUCACCGAGUGACUGCUGUUUCGGCCAAUCACCAGUGUCUAUUGAUCCAUCCAACUUCGAUGUGGGUGUGUCCACUUGUCAGUUUAGUGUGUCACUUGAGGACUUAGUGCGAGAGCCAUCCCCGGUCUGUGCAGCUUUAACUCACAUCACUGAUGUGAAAUUCCCUACGGAGCCACACAAUCUGGAAUUUGGUCAGAAAUUUCAACCAAAUCGGAGACGACGCACCAACUUCCCAAAGAAAUCCAUCGAGAUCAUGGAAGACUGGUACGCCAAGCACCUGGAUCAUCCGUAUCCGGACUCCUUCGCCAUAAACCUGAUAGCGUUUCAGGGAGGAAUAACAGUGGAGCAGGUGAAGAAGUGGUUUGGAAACAAGAGAAAUCGCUCAAAUAACACUCGCAAUCUGACAGACAUUGCAAAAAAGAAAAGACAGCAUUCCUUACAACUGUUACAGUGAACUAUCCAUGUCAAACAUUCACCAACAACCAACCAACAUUGGACUUAUUAUAGAAAAUCUGUGAGAAAUAUAUAGAGCUGUGGACUUAGUGCUCCAACUGAACCUCCAAGUGCAACUGUUAUGUAUAUUAGUUUGUGUGCCAAUUUGUUAUGUCACUAAUGUUUUAAAUCUUGUAGAAACACGAUAUAAAACUGCGGGUUAAUGCAUGUAUUUCUUAAUUAACGCUGAUUGUUCAUUGUUGCCAGCAUUUAAUAAAUUAAUAACUUUCUCUAUUUAUAGUUGUAUCAUUUUAAGCUAAUGAGAGGGCAAGAAACAUUGAAAAUAAAGACAGAGCGUAGCACUGUAAAACAUGCUAAAUGUCAUACAAGGGAGAUAACUCACAAGAAUAGGAGUCUGUGACAUCUUUUGAAUCUCGAGACCUCCGAAAGCUGUUGCUUCGUGGUUCAUCCUACAAAACACCAACAUGUAUACUGUAUAUAGGAAAUACUUUGGCCUCAUUUUAUUUUUGCCCCAAUUGUCUUUGUUAUCAGUGAGAGAAUUUAAGACGGGAAAACCGCUCUUUUUGUUUUUAACACAAUGUGGGCAAAUCUAAAAUGGGGCAAAACCAUCUACAAGUGUAGAAAGAUAAAAAUAUUAUAGGGUGAAAAUCACCUUGUACAUAGCAAAUUGGAAAUACAUGCUACUCACUUCUGCAUGUAAACAAUUCUUUAAAUAGAAAAACUAUAACAGCACAACUAAUACAGAAGGACUUGAGCUACAAUGUCCGUAAAUUUAGACAUAGGUCCAUGGUCCUGAACAGUCACCCGAGUACCACACAACAUAAAACAAAAUUUAGAAAUUUGUGUGCAGAUCGUGCCAAUGUGAGAGUUUAUAACUCUGAGAACCGGAUAACCUUAUAAAUACAAUUUAGAAAUUCGUGUGCAGAUCGUGCCAGUUUGAGUACUUAUAACUCUGAGAACCGGGUCCUUAUGCCCAGGUAAAACAAAAGAUGUUUGAUUCUCCAACAACCUUUGUGUUAAGGAUGAGCCACACUCACUGCUGACCCAGUCAUGUUUAAAACCCUUAUCAUUCUAUUUGUAAACAUAUUCAGUAAAAUAUUCAUAAUCUUUAUUCAAACAAUGACCUUGACCUUCAUCAAAUGUCUUGGAUUCAGGAUCACAAUACAACAUUAAGGUCACAAGCAAAGUAUGACCUAGAUGUUUAGAUGUAAUGAGUACAUUAACAGAUGUACAAUAAAAUUAAUGCAGUUUUGCUUUAUGAUCCCCACUUUGGUGUCCGCACCACUGACCUUAAGAUUUUGAAUUUUUAAAUCGUGAUCGAUGUCUCAUACCAUUAUAACAGCACUGGCUAGAGAGGAAGAUAAUUGUGAUCGAUGUCUCAUACCAUUGUAACAGCACUGGCUAGAGAGGAAGAUAAUUGUGAUCGAUGUCUCAUACCAUUGUAACAGCACUGGCUAGAGAGGAAGAUAAUUGUGAUCGAUGUCUCAUACCAUUGUAACAGCACUGGCUAGAGAGGAAGAUAAUUGUGAUCAAUGUCUCAUACCAUUGUAACAGCACUGGCUAGAGAGGAAGAUAAUUGUGAUCGAUGUCUCAUACCAUUGUAACAGCACUAGAGAGGAAGAUAAUUGUGAUCGAUGUCUCAUACCAUUGUAACAGCACUAGAGAGGAAGAUGUUUAAGAUGUAUUUUCUUUGUGUGAUCUUCCCUAGGACCAGAAUAACCAGUGUUCAUUAUCCCUAUACACAAUCAGUUCCUGUGCGAGAUACAAUGGCUAGGCACUAAUACCAAUAGAUGCUUUUAUCUCCGUUUAAUGUAAAUCUUAGGUACUAUUAUAUUAUCAUAUCACCGCUACGGAGUCACUGUGUGAGCUCAUUCUCUCACGGAGUCACUGUGUGAGGUCAUUCUCUCACGGAGUCACUGUGUGAGGUCAUUCUCUCACGGAGUCACUGUGUGAGGUAAUUCUCUCACGGAGUCGCUGUGUGAGGUCAUUCUCUCACGGAGUCACUGUGUGAGGUAAUUCUCUCACGGAGUCGUUGUGUGAGGUAAUUCUCUCACGGAG
This is a messenger RNA of Ostrea edulis (European flat oyster), 8280 nucleotides long. Its product is annotated as homeobox protein unc-62-like. The coding region runs from base 5318 to 6223 and encodes 301 amino acids. The transcript has 2 exons. NCBI's taxonomy places the organism in Eukaryota, Metazoa, Mollusca, Bivalvia, Ostreida, Ostreidae. Gene Ontology annotation, molecular function: RNA polymerase II cis-regulatory region sequence-specific DNA binding; DNA-binding transcription factor activity, RNA polymerase II-specific. The record is from RefSeq and is a predicted model, not a curated record. Gene Ontology annotation, biological process: regulation of transcription by RNA polymerase II.